AUGAGUUCCUCACUCUACGAUGUUCGAAAGAUCCCAGGAAAAGGCAGAAGCCUGGUCGCUCGCUCCGACAUUCCUGAAGGCACCCGUAUCCUCUCCGAGAAACCGCUGCUCAUGAUACCUAACAACAUGUCCAACGAGCAACUGGAGGCUCGACUCGCACGAGAUCUGAAGGCCCUGGACAAGGAUCAGCAGCGACAGUUCUUUUCCCUCCACAACAGCUACACUGGCAAGUACGUCCUCGGCGGCAUCUUCAAAACAAACUCAAUGGCUUGCGGCAGCAACUUGUCUGCUAUUGCAAUCUUUCCUACCAUCAGCUUCAUCAAUCACAGUUGCCUCCCAAAUAGUCAUUACAACUAUAAUGACUCCAUGGGGAUGCAGACAAUCCAUGUCACUCGCGAUCUCCGCGCCGGAGAAGAGAUAAGUAUCUGCUACACCGACUCUGGAAGUGCCAGUGUUCGCCAAGCUUACCUGAAAAAGCAUUUCGGCGACGCGCGUCGUGAGGAAAUCUCUCGUCUCCAGGACACAUUUGCUGAAGCAGAUCGCGCGAUGUCCAAGCCUGAAGAGGCAUUUUUCGACCUUCGGAAGAUAGUCGAACUCUUGAACAAGGAGUUUAAAGGUGCUGCCAAAGUCCCAGAGGCGGAUAUCUACUGCUAUGCGGUACAGCUUAGUCUCUUCCAUAGUGAUGAGGCGCGAGCAAGUGUAUUCGCUGAGAGGGCGUAUCAGGCGUUGCUCAUCUGUGUGGGCGAAGACGGUGAGAAUACACAAGAGAUGAAGACUCUGAUAGACAACCCAGCCUCUCACGCAGACUUUGGAUCGAUGUCGAACAUAUGGAGAUCUAACAAGUACAAUGCUCCAAGAGGUAGAGACUUUGGCAAGAGUCACUUCGAGGAUUGGCUUUGGCAUUUGGUCGAGAGGUUGGAGAUGGCAGACCUUAGCGAUGAUUAG
This is a messenger RNA of Alternaria incomplexa, 945 nucleotides long. RefSeq lists its product as uncharacterized. The coding region runs from base 1 to 945 and encodes 314 amino acids. Gene Ontology annotation, molecular function: protein binding. The record is from RefSeq and is a predicted model, not a curated record. NCBI's taxonomy places the organism in Eukaryota, Fungi, Ascomycota, Dothideomycetes, Pleosporales, Pleosporaceae. The transcript is spliced from 3 exons.